This is a messenger RNA of Engraulis encrasicolus (European anchovy), 5019 nucleotides long. RefSeq names its product STAG1 cohesin complex component a (gene stag1a). Gene Ontology annotation, molecular function: chromatin binding. NCBI's taxonomy places the organism in Eukaryota, Metazoa, Chordata, Actinopteri, Clupeiformes, Engraulidae. The transcript is spliced from 34 exons. Gene Ontology annotation, cellular component: nucleus; cohesin complex; chromatin. The coding region runs from base 410 to 4195 and encodes 1261 amino acids. The record is from RefSeq and is a predicted model, not a curated record. Gene Ontology annotation, biological process: sister chromatid cohesion.
UGCCACCAGAUGGCGGCUUAGGAUUGCUGCUCUUCUAAAAGGCGCGGUCUUAUUCUCGAUCUAAAUUUCAAUUAAAAAAAUCUUUAAGCUAAAAAUAUAUUUUUCUCUUUAAACUUCAAAGUCCAUUGUCGAUGCAAAAAUGACCCUCAAAGCUUACACGACGAGUGUGUGUUGAGGUGUGAAGUUGAGGUGUUCGUGUCACUGGCAUCACCGGGAUCAGCGCUGAGAGGUGGGAGAGACGCCUGACGACUGUUGUGGAGGGGAGGGGGGGGCUGAUUUUGGGCUAUCUGAGGCCCCCCACCAAGACUGCCAGUGGCUGUCAACACUCCACUCCAGCAGAUCUAGUGAGAGAGGCCCUGUGUGACGACAGACUCCAUCCCCACCCAACCCAUCCACCAGGACAGACAUCAUGAUCACCUCAGAACUCCCAGUCCUGCAGGACUCCUCCAACGAGUCCGGCCAGGCGGAGACGGUGAGCCUGAGCAUGAGCGUGAGCGAGCUGGAGGAGCCGGAGGUGAAGGGCAAGAAGAAGAGGGGCAGGCCCGGCAGGCCUCCGCAGGCCAAUAAGAAGCCUCGGAAGUCGCCCACGGAUAAGCUCAUGGGGCCGCCACGGAGUCGCAAGGCGAACGGGAUGGCCCAGCACAACGGCGAUGGCACUGACCCUGUCACGCUGUUCGAGGUGGUGAAGCUGGGCAAGAGUGCCAUGCAGUCUGUCGUUGAUGACUGGAUUGAAUCUUAUAAGCAAGAUAGAGAUCUGGCUCUCCUAGACCUUAUUAAUUUCUUCAUACAGUGUUCCGGAUGUAAAGGUACUGUGCGAAUCGAGAUGUUCCGGAACAUGCAGAAUGCUGAGAUCAUUCGCAAAAUGACAGAGGAGUUCGAUGAGGACAGUGGCGAUUACCCUCUCACGAUGCCCGGCCCCCUGUGGAAAAAGUUCCGCUACAACUUCUGUGAGUUCAUCGGCGUGUUGAUCCGGCAGUGCCAGUACAGCAUCAUCUACGACGAGUACAUGAUGGACACGGUCAUCUCGCUCCUCACCGGCCUCUCCGACUCCCAGGUCCGAGCCUUCAGGCACACCAGCACGCUGGCAGCCAUGAAGCUGAUGACGGCGCUGGUGAACGUGGCGCUGAACCUCAGCAUCCACCAGGACAACACGCAGCGGCAAUAUGAGGCAGAGAGAAACAAAAUGGUGGGAAAGAGGGCCAACGAGAAGCUGGAGCUGCUCCUGCAGAAGAGGAAAGAGCUCCAAGAAAACCAGGAUGAAAUUGAGAACAUGAUGAACUCUAUUUUCAAGGGUAUUUUUGUUCAUCGAUAUAGGGAUGCAAUUGCUGAAAUCAGAGCGAUUUGCAUAGAGGAGAUCGGAGUAUGGAUGAAGAUGUACAGCGAUGCCUUCCUCAACGACAGCUACUUAAAAUAUGUGGGGUGGACGUUACAUGACCGGCAAGGAGAGGUGCGGUUAAAAUGUUUGAAAGCACUUCAGAAUCUCUACACAAAUCGGGAGCUCUUUCCUAAGCUCGAGCUUUUCACAAAUCGAUUCAAGGAUCGUAUAGUCUCCAUGACUCUGGACAAAGAAUAUGAUGUGGCAGUUGAAGCCAUCAGAUUGGUCACACUAAUUCUACAGGGGAGCGAGGACGCCUUGUCCAACGAGGACUGUGAGAAUGUUUACCAUCUGGUCUACUCGGCACAUCGGCCCGUGGCAGUGGCGGCCGGGGAGUUCCUCCACCGCAAGCUCUUCAGUCGGCACGACCCGCAGGCGGAGGAGGCUCUGGCCAAGCGUCGCGGCCGCAGCAGCCCCAACGGGAACCUCAUCAGGAUGCUGGUGCUCUUCUUCUUGGAGAGUGAGCUGCACGAGCAUGCGGCCUACCUGGUGGACAGCCUUUGGGAGAGCUCGCAUGAGCUGCUGAAGGACUGGGAAUGCAUGACCGAACUGCUGCUGGAGGAGCCGGUGCAGGGAGAGGAGGUGCUUGCGGACAGGCAAGAGAGUGCUCUAAUCGAGCUGACAGUCUGCACCAUCCGGCAGGCGGCCGAGGCCCAUCCGCCCGUGGGGAGAGGCACAGGGAAAAGGGUCCUGACAGCCAAGGAGAGGAAGACCCAGAUCGAUGACAAAAACAAACUGACAGAGCACUUCAUCAUGGCCCUUCCCAUGCUGCUGUCCAAGUACCAGACAGAUGCAGAGAAGGUGGCUAACCUGCUGCAGAUCCCACAGUACUUUGACCUUGAUGUGUACAGUGCUGGGCGCAUGGAGAAGCACUUAGAUGCUCUGCUGAAGCAGACGAAGUUUGUGGUAGAGAAGCAUACAGAGUCAGACGUGCUGGAGGCAUGCAGUAAGACCUACAGCAUCCUGUGCAGCGAGGAGUACACCAUCAUGAACCGCGUAGACAUCGCCCGCAGCCAGCUCAUCGACGAGAUGGCCGACCGAUUCAGUCACUCGGUCGAGGACCUACUACAGGAGGGGGAGGAAGCAGAUGACGAUGACAUAUACAAUGUGCUGUCGACGCUCAAACGGCUCACGGCUUUUCACAACGCCCAUGACUUGACCCGAUGGGAUUUGUUUGGGAACUGCUACCGACUGCUGAAGACGGGUAUUGAGCAGGGCUCCAUGCCAGAACAGAUUGCCGUGCAGGCUUUGCAGUGCUCCCAUUACUCCAUCCUUUGGCAGCUGGUGAAGAUCACAGAUGGCUCUCCCUCCAAGGACGAUUUGGUUGCCCUUCGAAGGGUGAACAAAUCCUUCUUGGCAGUGUGUCAGCAAUGCCUUUCCAAUGUCAACACUCCAGUGAGGGAGCAGGCGUUCAUGCUGCUGUGUGACCUGCUGAUGAUCUUCAGCCACCAGCUGACCACGGGCAGCCGCGAGGCCCUGCUGCCCCUCGUCUUCAACCCCGACAGCAGCCUGCAGAACGAACUGCUCAACUUUGUACUCGACCACGUCUUCAUCGACCAGGACGACGAGAACCAGAGCAUGGAGGGAGAUGAAGAGGACGAAGCGAACAAGAUCGAGGCCUUACACAAGAGGAGGAACCUGCUAGCCGCCUUUAGCAAGCUCAUCAUCUACGACAUAGUGGACAUGCCAGCGGCAGCAGACAUCUUUAAACACUACAUGAAGUAUUACAAUGACUACGGUGACAUCAUCAAGGAAACACUAAGCAAGACCAGGCAGACGGACAAGAUCCAGUGCGCCAAGACCCUCAUCCUCAGCUUGCAGCAGCUCUUUAAUGAGCUCCUGCAGGACCAGGGCCCCAACCUGGACCGCACCUCUUCCCACGUGAGCGGCAUCAAGGAGCUGGCGCGACGCUUCGCCCUCACCUUCGGCCUCGACCAGAUCAAGACUCGCGAGGCUGUGGCCACGCUGCACAAGGACGGAAUAGAGUUCGCCUUCAAGUACCCGAGUCCCAAAGGGCCGGAGUAUCCCCCGACCAAUCUGGCCUUCCUCGAGGUGCUCAGCGAAUUCUCCUCCAAGCUGCUAAGACAAGACAAGAAAACGGUUCACGCGUACCUGGAGAAAUUCCUGACGGAGCACAUGAUGGAGCGGCGCGAGGACGUGUGGCUUCCGCUCAUCUCCUACCGGAACUCCCUGCUGACGGGCGGGGACGACGACCGCAGCACGUCUGUCCACAGCGGGAGCACCAGCAGCAGCAAGGCGGGCUCCAUACGCAGCAAGAAGGGACGCCCGCCGCUGCACAAGAAGCGCAUCGAGGAGGAAAGCGUUGAGGGAUCGUGGAUGAUGCGCAAUGACACAACACUACAGACACCGGGGGCACUACCAACACCUCAGCUCACGUCUACCGUCCUGAGGGAGAACCCCCGACAGGCGGCGGAGCACAUACCCGACCCGGACUCCGAACCCGGCUCAGAGUCCGAUUUCGUUAAUCCCCAGAUGCAGAUGUCCUGGCUGGGCCAACAGAAGCUAGAGGAGGUGAACAGGAAGGACCGCACGUCCAUGAACUACAUGAAGGCCCGCAGCGCAGGCGUACGGCAGACAGUACGCGGCCUUAUGGAGGAUGACGCAGAGCCCAUCUUCGAAGACGUGAUGAUGUCGUCUCGUGGGCAGCUGGAGGACAUGAACGAGGAGUUCGAGGACACGAUGGUCAUUGACUUGCCUCCGUCAAGGAACAGACGGGAGCGAGCAGAGUUGAGACCAGACUUCUUCGACUCAGCAGCUAUGAUUGAGGAUGAAGCAGGUUUCACGAUGCCCAUGUUCUGAAGUGCCACCGCAGUGAAGGAGAAGAUGGGAGAGGAAUGAAACCCCUUUGGAACCCCCUGGGGACUUUGCACUUGUCAGAGCCCAGAUGGCGCCCGUUCAACCGGCAGUGCCUGAGCAGGACGGGUGAUGGGGUGAACGGGGGUUUGGGGAGAGACUGUAUCUGUGGUGCCAAGAUGUUUGUUUCAGAAUGACGGUGCCUCCUCUCAUAUAUGAACACUAUACCGGAGAAGUGUUAUUGCUUCAAGAAUAUGUGACUGAUCAAAUCACAGAAGAAAGGGCGAAGUGGGGGGUGGGGCUGGUAUUGGACUGGGGUGGGGUGGGCUGGGGGGUGGACUAGACUGUGAGUCACUUUGAGAUCCUACCUGUCCGCACCAUCACACACUAAGCUAAGGGCGAUUCACACUGGACUGAAUUUACAUUGUGGUACGCUUUUAUCUUGUAGGAAUGUAUGGUCCCGCAACAAAAAAGAUGUACAUAUUUAUGUUUUAGCUCCUCACUGUGUAGGCACACUGUACAGCUAACUGUGGUGUGGUUUUACAAUCAGGUCAAAUGGGUCCCUCAUGGAACUGAAUCUAAUGGCCAAGACUUUGCGGGCCAUGCUCCCAUUUUCUUUUGACUGUAUGCCGCACAGCUGUGUUGGGUCCACAACAGACUAUAGGUAUUAGAUGAGGCUGGCUUUUGCUUGGGCUCACACUGCUCUGGGGGUCGUUUCUCGACAGUGCCUUUGCUAACGACUUUAGCCAUUUUGUUCGUUCUUAAGACCAACGUUGUAACCAAGGUCUUGAGUUGGUCUUAAGUUGUUCUUAAGUUGUUCUUAAGUUGGU